UUUUUCAGAUUUCCUUCAGAGAAGCUCUAGAGAUUUAUCCAAACAUGUGAAAGUUGUGUGUGAUGGGACUGACUUGACUUCUAAGAUUCAAGAGCUGAAAUUUCAAUGUAUAGUAUUUUUAAACAUACCCAGGCUGCUCUUCAAGUAGGAGGUCAUGGAGAGAGGUUGCAUCAGUGUCGAGAAGUGACUCUACUGACGUAUAAGUCCAUCCCAAUGCAAGUGGAUGGGGAACCAUGUCGGCUGGCUCCAUCGCUCAUCCGAAUCUCCCUUAGGAAUCAGGCCAAUAUGAUGCAGAAAAGCAAGAGAAGAACAUCCAUGCCUUUGCUCAAUGACAUCCAAAAAGUGCCACCCGCCGACCUGAGGAGAGUUUCGGCUCCCCCUGAUUCUUUCACCAUCCCCCACGCCAUCCUGGAUCGUCUACGAAUCAGAGUGAAUAGGAUUAGCUUGCAAGAUUACGAGGGACUGCAUUAUGACAAGGAAAAACUCCGGGAAGUUUCUAUUCCACUGGGAAUUAUAGUCGUCCGGGGAGAUUGUGACUUGGAGACUUGUCGCAUCUAUGUGGAUCGCUUGGAGGAGGAUUUGCAGUCUGUAUCUUCAUCAACACAAAGAGUCCACUACCAGGACCAGGAAAGCUCAUUCCCAAGAGUAUUGUCUGUUCAGAAACUAUCCCCUAGAUGGUGCUUCCUAGAUGCAACUUCUGCUGACCGCUUUUACCGCAUCGACAGAACUCAGGAACAUUUGCACUUUGUGACAGAAAUAUCACAGGAUGAGAUUUUUAUCCUGGAUCCAGAAUUGGGGGCAGCUCAACCAGCAGGGACACCUCCAGGAAUGCCUGACCUGGUGGUAGAGCAGGCUUCUGGAAUGUCUGAUCGGUGGAAUCCUGCUAUUCGAAAGCGCAUGUUGAGUGACAGCGGUUUGGGGAAGAUGUCCCCUCAUUAUGAAGUCCCUGAGAAACAAAAGGAGGCCAGCCAGGCUCACCUGCUACA
This is a messenger RNA of Thamnophis sirtalis, 986 nucleotides long. The record is from RefSeq and is a predicted model, not a curated record. NCBI's taxonomy places the organism in Eukaryota, Metazoa, Chordata, Lepidosauria, Squamata, Natricidae.